Molecule: messenger RNA, 4925 nt
Organism: Doryrhamphus excisus (bluestripe pipefish)
Lineage: Eukaryota; Metazoa; Chordata; Actinopteri; Syngnathiformes; Syngnathidae
Product: 5'-AMP-activated protein kinase subunit gamma-1
Biological process (GO): regulation of catalytic activity; protein phosphorylation
Cellular component (GO): cytoplasm; nucleus; nucleotide-activated protein kinase complex
Molecular function (GO): protein kinase binding; AMP binding; protein kinase regulator activity
Source: RefSeq, a predicted model, not a curated record
ACUACUGGAGCGGAUGUUCGUCACACGCCGGAUUUCCAGGAGCGAGUCGGCUGUCGUACAGCAACCCGGGACGGCUGUGGAGGGAAAGUGUCACGGCGAAUGGACCAUGGAGUGUAUUCCAGCAACUCUUGAGGAUCUUGAGAGCAAAAAGGAUCCACUUGCAGAGGACCCCGAGCACAAUGUGUACACCAGGUUCAUGAAGUCCCACCGCUGUUACGACCUCGUCCCCACCAGCUCCAAGUUGGUAGUGUUUGACACGUCCCUCCAGGUCAAGAAGGCUUUUUUUGCACUUGUGUCCAAUGGGGUGAGGGCAGCGCCGCUAUGGGACAGCAACAAGCAGUGCUUUGUUGGCAUGCUAACCAUCACAGACUUUAUCAACAUCCUGCAUCGUUACUAUAAAUCUCGACUGGUUCAGAUUUAUGAGCUGGAAGAACACAAAAUAGAAACAUGGAGAGAGGUGUACCUUCAAGACUCUUUCAAGCCCUUGGUUAGCAUAUCGCCCAAUGCCAGCUUGUAUGACGCCGUAUCCUCACUGCUGAAGAACAAGAUCCACAGACUCCCCGUCAUCGACCCCAUGACUGGAAACACUCUCUACAUUCUCACGCACAAGAGGAUUCUCAAGUUCUUGAAGCUGUUUAUAUCGGAGAUGCCCAAGCCGUCAUUCCUGGGCCAAACCUUGGAGGAGCUGAACAUAGGAACGUACCAGAACAUAGCAGUGGUGCGCACAGACACGCCUCUGUACACGGCGCUGGGUAUUUUUGUAGAGCAGCGAGUGUCUGCGCUCCCUGUGGUGGAUGACAAAGGCCGGGUGGUGGACAUUUACUCCAAGUUUGACGUCAUCAACCUGGCGGCAGAGAAGACGUACAACAACCUGGACGUGACCGUGACCAAAGCAUUGCAGCACCGCUCUCAGUACUUUGAAGGCGUGCUCACCUGCCAUCGACACGAGACCCUGGAAGCCAUCAUCAACAGGCUGGUGGAAGCCGAGGUUCACAGGCUGGUGGUGGUGGACGAGCAGGAUGUGGUGAAAGGCAUCGUUUCCCUCUCGGACAUCCUGCAGGCGCUCGUGCUCACGGACGGGGAUGAGGGUACCGCUUGAUGCCCACUCUGCCCCACCCCAGGAAAAGGCAUCCAGGUGAGGACGGAGCAAAAGGGAGCAAGGCAAAGGCACACACACGGGGAGGGGGAGAGAUGGUGGACCACGUCCACGACCACAGAACCAAUGAUUGUCAUUCCGCCUUUCCCACUGUGAAAAGUGUUAGGCACCCAGCAAUCCAACAUGGAGCCAUUCCUGCUAACCAAGCCCAAUCCAAACAUGCAAUAAGAGCACGAGGAAGUCUAGAGGAGGAGCUGAGGUCGUCCAUCAACCAAUACAAAGACAUGUUCUAGCGUGGACACGUUAUUUGCUAUUGUGUCCAUCGGCCUUACCGUCCUUAGCAGACCCAGUCUCAUCAUCGCACCAUCACGUCUUCAACGAUUGCCAUCAACACGCCGGGGGCCAUCUUGGCUGUUUCCCAGACUAGCAUUUAUUUGUGGUGGACCAUCACAAACGGACUUGGCCAUACGGUUAGCUUCGUCAAGCCCUUCCAAAAGCCCCCACCACUUCCAACCAAAAACACAACCUUCGUACUAGCGUGGCGGAGGUCAUGACAUGACAUGACAGGAAUCAAUAUUUGACAUGACGUGACAUGACAUGACAUGGAGGAAUGAAUAUUUGACAUGACGUGACAUGGAGGAAUGAAUAUUUGACAUGACGUGACAUGGAGGAAUGAAUAUUUGACAUGACGUGACAUGGAGGAAUGAAUAUUUGACAUGACAUGACAUGGAGGAAUGAAUAUUUGACAUGACAUGACAUGGAGGAAUGAAUAUUUGACAUGACUGUCAUGGAGGAAUGAAUAUUUGACAUGACAUGACAUGGAGGAAUGAAUAUUUGACAUGACUGUCAUGGAGGAAUGAAUAUUUGACAUGACAUGACGUGACAUGGAGGAAUGAAUAUUUGACAUGACGUGACAUGGAGGAAUGAAUAUUUGACAUGACGUGACAUGGAGGAAUGAAUAUUUGACAUGACUGUCAUGGAGGAAUGAAUAUUUGACAUGACAUGACAUGGAGGAAUGAAUAUUUGACAUGACUGUCAUGGAGGAAUGAAUAUUUGACAUGACAUGACAUGGAGGAAUGAAUAUUUGACAUGACGUGACAUGGAGGAAUGAAUAUUUGACAUGACAUGACAUGGAGGAAUGAAUAUUUGACAUGACGUGACAUGGAGGAAUGAAUAUUUGACAUGACAUGACAUGGAGGAAUGAAUAUUUGACAUGACAUGACAUGGAGGAAUGAAUAUUUGACAUGACGUGACAUGGAGGAAUGAAUAUUUGACAUGACUGUCAUGGAGGAAUGAAUAUUUGACAUGACAUGACAUGGAGGAAUGAAUAUUUGACAUGACUGUCAUGGAGGAAUGAAUAUUUGACAUGACAUGACGUGACAUGGAGGAAUGAAUAUUUGACAUGACUGUCAUGGACACACAAAGGACAACAAACCAAGGCAAACAUUUGGCAUGUUAAAGGAAACACUUGCUAACCGGGGCGGCUGUUAACCGAGGUACCGCUGGUCACCCUCCCGAUAAACACAUUACAACCCGACCGUCUUGUCAAUGUAGCGUACUCGGUACACGAGAUGGCAUCGCAACCGCGUAGCAACGUUGUCGCUAUAUAUAUCUGUACAUAGUCCCUCGCCCUUCAUACUUCAGUCCGCUUUGGUUCGUCACAAUAUGGAUGAAUAAAUCAGCACUGCUUCGUGUUGGACUGCACCCUAAAAUGAGGCAUUCAUGUGUAUGUAGUUGGAAGCAGGUUUUCUAUGUCUUAUGUCUACAAUAUUGGGUAAUAGGGGUGUUAGUUCAUGUCUAGAGGGCUCUAAUCAUGUUAGAAAGCCUUUUUAGAAGGUGCUAAUCGGGUUCUAACGGUGAUAAAUGAGGGAUUGCAUUCAGAUCCUUUUUUCAACAUAGUGAUGAAAUCGAAUGACCUUUUCUGGUCCGACUUGGAAGCACAAAUUAGGAGAGAGCAUGGAGAGCAUCCGCCACAAAUAUAUUGUAGUCCUGUGGGAAUGCCUCGGAUAGCUAGCGUUGAUAAUUAGCCUUAUUUUAUGGACACUGAAAUGCCAUCAACAGGAAGUAUGUGUUCUGCUGAGGUUUGAUGGCAAGGAACAGGCAGAGGAGAGGAACACGACGGUCUGCCAGCAUAGAACUAACAACAUACAUGUACAUGUACACACGCUACAUGGCUGUUUCUACACACUGGAUGCCUUCUUCACCUUCAAAGGGAUUUUUAUGAUGUUCAUCAGCAAUGUCACAUGUUGACAUCAAAUGUCCAUCUUGUAUUCAUGAUAUUCAUCCUCACUUUUAAUAGGCCUCGUCAGCACGUGAAGGGCAGGGGCCCAUCUGGCACUGUUGGAUCUGAAGGAGGUUCUAAGUAGAGCUUCAACAUGGAGGGAGAGAAAAAGCAGCUGAUAGCCAAGAAGCAUUGAAGUGGAAUAGGCUGUUGAUCAGCUGAUCAAAGGUUCCCAAAAAAGGUUCAAGUAGAACUAAGGUGUAUAAAAAGGAGGGAGUGAUGAGGUGAAAAUGUCUUUGGGCAUGCUAGAUGCCAGUGUUCCCAGGAGGCUGGUGGGAAUGUUGCUCCAGGUGCUGAAGAUGGCUUCACUGUCUGGAACUCAUGUCCAUUUUUAUAAAUCCAUCCCCAAAUCUUCUCCAUUGGAUUUAGAUGAGGGGAAGACGCAGGAUGGUCCAAAAGAGUCAGCUUAUUCCUCUGGAAGAAGUCCUUGGUCAAGUGUUGGACCAGGGCCUCCAGCCCCCUCCACCGUUUGACGCCCCCGCACCACCUGAAGCUCCAUUGUUCCAUUGAAGGAUGAUUGAAGCCAGUUUCAACAGCCUAUUCCACUUCAAUGCUUCUUGGCUAUCAGCUGCUUUUUCUCUCCCUCCAUGUUGAAGCUCUACUUAGAACCUCCUUCAGAUCCAACAGUGCCAGAUGUUCAUUCUUCACGUUGGCCCCUCCUCUUCAAAUUAGGAUGGGGAGUGUAUAUACGAGACAUGUCACAAGAUCUUGCGGGAUAAAAAGUGAGAUUUGCCACUAAGCAUGUGACGAUGAUCAAUGACUAAAUCACGUGGCUAAUCAAUAAGUUGCCACGUGCAGGAAGAAGGUUCACUCUGUGCAUUGCGUUCAGCCCCUUGACAGCUACCGUUGUUAACAGCAUAAACGGAGUGUGACCUUUUGUCAAUCAUACAAUCUCUGGGUGGGUGGGUGGGUGGAGGCGGGGCCACUAGCAUACACACAGAGUGUAACCUAAUAGAAAUGAUAUUGGUAGACUGUUUCAUCGUACCUUCCCUAAGUCAUGUGAAAGGGGACCUACUCUGCUCAUGUUUCCACCCUUUGUACUGACCUGUCUCCUGUAGAGCAGCCAUAUGCAAUAACCCGCGUAGAAAGCUAUCUAGAUCUUCCAGAAUCUGCACCUAUUCCAGCUGAAUUGGAACUGUUGUUUUAAUUUCUUCCACCCACGGCCCGCCACCGGGCACACCCACUCUGCUGUAAUUGGUCACACGCCCCAAAGUGCGUCCUAACUAUAAACCAUAUAAGGAAGUCCGCCCCUCUGUGACAUCACAAAGGGGCAGUUUGACCACGCCUUUUGAAACGGAGCCAUCCCUAAUGUCUUUCAGGGCUCACUCCCAAAUGCAGACCUCAUGAUGUGAGACUUUGACCUGGUUUAACACCGGAAUCAGAAAACAAAGGUGGAAAAGCAUCAUAGGUCCCCUUUAAAUCUAGUCUCAUCUGGUGACGCCCCGGUGUAGAGCGUCUGUCUUCUGGGGGCCCUGGAGGGCCAGGUCAUCUUUGCUGUUUGGAACACUGAGGUGUUGUAUGGUUGUCAAGUAAAGAGCAAUACUCUUG